Chaetomium globosum CBS 148.51 is the source of this 1041-nucleotide messenger RNA. RefSeq lists its product as uncharacterized. Gene Ontology annotation, biological process: cell division; signal transduction; positive regulation of protein phosphorylation. Gene Ontology annotation, molecular function: protein kinase activator activity. The record is from RefSeq and is a predicted model, not a curated record. Gene Ontology annotation, cellular component: cytoplasm; nucleus. NCBI's taxonomy places the organism in Eukaryota, Fungi, Ascomycota, Sordariomycetes, Sordariales, Chaetomiaceae. Bases 1 to 1041 code for a protein of 346 amino acids. The transcript has 4 exons.
AUGUCUAACCUAUUUUCCGGCAUAAAUGCCCGGCUGAGGGGAACCUCGAGCAAGCAGGCCAGCGCGAAGAGUCCCGUGUCACCUGUAGUCGAAGAUGGCCCAACCCACUCGCCUGGAGGCCUUUCCAAGAGGAGCAAGUCAUCAAGCAACCUAUCAGCGAGCAACCUAUCCGCCUCUAAGCUCCCGCCACUCCCAGCAUCGCCCGCGCUCUCUCAAACCAUCGGCAUGGCGUCCACUGGCGACGAGGUCUUGAGCUCAUAUCGCCUUCCUCAGCCGCUGCCCAUUUGGCUCAACCCCGCUUACGCAAAGCAUAUCGUCAAGGGCAACUUUAUGACGCUCAGCAGCAGACCCAAGACGGUCGAGCAGGGCGAAUGGAUUGCCCACCACGUGGUUGAGCAUUACCGCAACCUAUGGAACUUUGUCCAUGUUGUGUACGCCAAGGAGUCCAACGGGAAGAACCUCUGCAACGCCACCACAUGCCCCCGCAUGUCUGCCGGGCCAAACCACUCUUACACAUGGCUCAACAAAUCCGGUGAUCGCUACGAGCGUGUCGAGUUGCCAGCAAUCGAGUACAUCGCUCUCAUGCAGCGGUGGAUUUCGAGCAAAGUCGACGACACCAACAUCUUCCCGACCGAAGCCGCCGGGGUUUCGUUCUCCCACAACCCCAAUAUCGCCAAUACUGCUCUUCUUGCCAAUCCGGAUGAGUGGGUCGGCAAGCGUAGCGGGUUUCCCAAGGAUUUCGCCAGCAUCUGCAAGACCAUUUUCCUGCAAAUGUUCCGCGUCUAUGCCCAUCUGUACUGGGCGCAUUUUGUGGAGCCCUUCUACCACCUCAACCUGGAGAAGCAGCUCAACAGCUGCUUCAGCCACUUCGUGCUGACAGCCACGGCGCUGGACAUGCUCAAGCCGCAGGAGCUGGAGCCGAUGCAGCCCCUGAUCGACCUCUGGGCUGCUAACGGCACCUUCCCACCUGAGUCCAAAGCCUACGAGUAUGCCAACCUGAAAGUGGGCACGCGGUUGUUGCAGCUGGCGGGUAUGGCUUGA